Spodoptera frugiperda (fall armyworm) is the source of this 1513-nucleotide messenger RNA. RefSeq names its product 23 kDa integral membrane protein. The transcript has 5 exons. Gene Ontology annotation, cellular component: membrane. Bases 36 to 851 code for a protein of 271 amino acids. The record is from RefSeq and is a predicted model, not a curated record. Lineage: Eukaryota; Metazoa; Arthropoda; Insecta; Lepidoptera; Noctuidae.
UGAUCGAUGUUAUAGCCCUAAAGCCUUCAUUUCCGAUGUCCACCCCGACGCUACAGGACAUACAGAUCGAAAUCGGCUUUAACAAAAUGAAGUCAAGACGCGUUCGUUGUAUGAAGUUCUUUAUUACUCUGUUCAAUAUCAUUUGCAUUCUAUUCGGUUUGAUCCUGAUGGCAAUAUGUGUGAUCAACAUGAGGGACAAGAAGUCGCAGCCGGAGCAGCAGUCGGCCCUCUCUCGAGGAGUGCUGUCCUUCCUCCUGACUCUUGGGAUAGCGCUGGUGGUGACUGCUGUACUGGGCUGCGUGGGUGCCUUGAGGGAACACGUACGGAUUCUUUAUGUGCACGCAGGUUUCUUCAUAUUCCUGGUGGCAGUGGAACUGGUGGUGGGUGUGGGUGGGGCAGUACUCAGCGCCUGGAUGGGGGGCAGCAGUGAGCUGCGGGUGCAGUUCUACAGGAACACCACCGUGGAGGACGAGACUGCGAGGUACCACGCCUUCUGGGACGAUCUGCAGUCUGAUAACCAAUGCUGCGGUGUCGACGGCCCCCAAGACUAUGCCAUCAUCCACCGCGACAUACCAGCCUCUUGCUGCGCCCGCGCACAUCCCCUACGCGAAGGCGGCGCCCGCCGUCACUUGCACGCGAGCUGUCUCACCGACCGCACGUAUUACAUGCGCGGCUGCGAGGAAGUGCUGCGACAGAAAAAAGCUUUUAAAGGAAAUAUUUUCAUCUCAACAGGCAUCAUAUUCACAUUGGUAGAGAUUUUGUGCAUCGUUUUGGCUCUGUGGAUGGCUCGUACGAUACGGUCUGAAAGGCGUAAGCUUCAGGCUAAUUUACAGGCGCAUUUUGAGUCUUAAUACGAGAGUAGUAGCACACUGCAGCUGGAAGCGUUGGUCGUGCGUAGGUCAUAGGAUACUAAUUUUAAAUAAGUUUAAUUUUUGCAGUAUUUAAGUACAUAGUCAGUAUUUUACAGUAUUAUUACAUAAUGUUAUAUUACUUUAAAUAAUGAUUAAUUGCCAUUUUAAAGAUCUUCGGUAUAAGUCACGCUUACUUUUAGUUUUCUAAUUCAUUUUCAUUUUUGUGAAUAUUCAUUGGCAUUUUUAUGUGAUAAGUUUCAUUAAUAAGUUUUGUAAAUAAUAAUUAAAAUAACAAGCCCCUUGUUGAAGACAGCUUUGUAAUUAGGUAAUUUAAUAUUACAGUAAUUGUUGGUAAGUAGUCAAUAUCGUGAUUUUAAAUAAUAAAUUACGAUACUUAGCAAGUUCAUAGGUUUAAAAUAUACAUAUUUUAUAUAUAGGUAGUUAAAUUUUAAAAUAUGAGCAAUAGUCGUAUAAAAAUACAUUUCAUUGCAUAUGCCGUGUGGAGAAAACUCAUAUGACUUAACUUAAACCACAUAUUUACAAUAUACAAUAUAAGAAAACGAAAUAGGCCAUUAGUUAAGCCAAAAAGUGCAUUUUUUUCUCUGAGAGCUAAUUUGAACGCUCUUGACAAAUACGGCACUGCAACAGCCGCGCCGCAUGAC